UGUUUUCCGAAAAUCGUUUAUAAACUUUAAUGAAUCAUUUAAACCCAUACUGCGUUGUCUACUUUUGAUGUACUUUUUGUUUCGCUUUUUCUGAAAUGGCAGGUGUUUUGUGAUAAAUAUGAAAAAAGGUGGAUUAGCACUGAAACAGUAGGUUGGUUGAUAUGGACAGGCCCCAGGAAACAGACGAGUGGGGCUCAGACGGGGAAAAUCAGCCCGUUGGAAUCGUAGCCUUUAUGCAAAAGAACCAUGAGCGAGCACAAGCAUUGCAUACUGAAUGGGAUAAGAUGCUGAAGGAACUAGAUGUUGACUUGUUUCUCAGAAGCGACAUGGACAGUUGGUUUCAGAAAUGCUUUGUUAUCAAAUGCAAUCAGAAUGAUAUUCAAGCUUACAAAGCCAAGCUUAUUGUCGACUUCGUUAAAGAAAUGAAAACAAAAAUUGAACACAGUCGUGAAGGUGGGACAGCUAAUGGCAACAACAAUGCGUCUAUGGCAAAUUUCUUACAAAGACAACGAGCCCUUAUUCAACUGGAACAACAGAUAAGCGACGGCACAGUUGUUGACAUGGCGGUAACGUGCAUAACACGUGAGCAGGAUCUGAUCAUGGCAAUGUUUCCAUCUGAGAGGCCAGAUGAACUUUCUUUUCAUUUAACAAAUGCCAUCAAGUUAAAAGAGUGUCUAGUGAAAGCGAUAGAUGAUCUGACAAAAGGUCGGCAUGGCGAUAGCAGUUCAGAGAACGAAGUUUUGCAAAUUGCCUUGGAAAAAUUCGAGGUAUUUAAACAGGAAUGUGGGAGACUGUUGUGCAGUAUUCAAGAAAUAUUGCCGGAGCUGACAAGGACACUUGGCACUCAGAUUGAAGAAUGGAAACAGCAGUUUAAACUACAAUAUGCAGAACUAUACGCAGAUGCAAACGUAGAACCAAUAGCAAAGAGGAGCUCAGAAAUUUGGGGAUUCCUUCAAGAACUGCGCACGAUUGUUGUUGAACAAUUGUCUGUAUUAGUAGAUGAGGACACGAUAAGUAGAAGCAAGCAGACAAUAGAUAAAACUGCGAUUGACCUCAUCAAAGGAACGUUCCUUGUAACGGAUCAAUCAAUAUACGUGCUAAAGCAGGGGAAAAAGAACUCUCCGGAUAGUCUAUUUACUGUCAGAAUAUUAGCUGCGGAGAUGACAGACCUGUUGAAAUCAUUGGAAGUAAAGGCUUACCUUCUUUACGAUGGAGAUUUAAAUGACUGCUGGAAUGAGCAUAAACUGGACUUGCAAAUGGUUAAUGACAGAUGCAAGAAGGUCAAAGGACAACUAUCUGUGAAGUUUGCCAAAGAAAACAGGGGAAGGUUUGAAGCAACGUUUACCAAGUUAACGUUGGAAAGGAUUAAGAGACCGAACUCGGAAAAGCCAGUGCAUGAGGAGAAAUACAGAUUUGUCUUUGUGGCCACGUUUGAGAAAAAUGUGUUAUGGACGGUGUCCUUGCCUCUCGUGAUUGUGACAGCGACUAACCAGCAGUGUCAUGCAAUGGCUUCCAUCAUGUGGGAAUGUUUCAGCACAAAUGUGUUUCAACUGCCAAUAUCCGUUCCGGUUGAGCUACCAUGGUCCACCAUUGCCAAGAUGUUGAAUGCCAAGAUCAGAAGGUUGUGUCCAAGCAGGGAGUUGACAGAUGACAACGUCAGACACCUUAAGCUUCGGUUGAUCGGCGAUAACGAACCAGAUGACACGUCGGUUACGUUAAAGAAAUUUUGCUUCGAUCGAAUGCCUCAAUUGAAGAUUGAUGCCAACGGUAAUGAACAGAAUAAAGACAAGUCAUUUUCCUUCUGGCAGUGGUUCAUGGCAUGUUAUAACCUAAUAGACAAACACCUCCUGAAGUAUUGGCAACAUGGUUGGAUUUACGGUUUUAUCAGCAAAAAAGAAGCCACGCUUCGGUUGAUGGCAUUAAAGAAACCUGAAAUCAGAGAUGGACUAUUUCUUUUACGAUUUUCUGACAAUGAGAUCGUCGAAAGCCAAGGUGUAUCAGGAAUGUUUGCUUACCUGCGGUCGACGAAAAUGAAGCUUAUUUACAAUGAAAAUAAGCUAAAGAAACGUGAAAUUUACAACUUCGAGGUCGCCGGACCAAAAGACUUGAAGAGGAAUGAACUUGCCAAUAUUUUGAAAUAUUCUAUGGAACUUGACAAUGCCGGGGGUAUGGAAACACAGUACUUAUGGCUGUUCCCGCAAAUGGUGAAGCGUGAGGAAACAUUUGACUCACAUCUCACACUAGACCAAGGAAAUCCUGGGUAUGAUGGAAAAACGCAGACCUUGAAACUCACGACUGAACUACCACAACGAGUUGUCCGUUUGCUUGAAAAACACCCAUGUCCUCCCGAUGUUGAUCUGAAAUCAUCGGUGUCAGCCUAUGGUGCCUCAGCAAAACAUCCUAGAAUAUCAGAACAGUCGUCAUUUACUAGUCCAUUGACAGCAUUGGCCCCACUCAGCAAUGUUGGUCUUUCAUCCAACACUACGACCCCUGUUUCGGGGUGCCAAUACCAAAGCCAGCAGAAUAUUCCGAAGCUACCAGCGUUCAGUCAGCCUUUUAACUUGUCGCACCAAACUCAUGGUGCUCAUACGAUACCAUUGGACUCUCAGAUGUCAGAUGCUUUUGGUGAGGAAAACCAAGCUUCAUUAUUCCAACAGACAGAAAACAUACAAAUGCAGAAGAUUGUCUUAGAAUUGAGCCAACUAUCAGUUGAAAAAAGAACAAAAGUCAUCCAGCAUUUCUUAACCCAAGAUGGCACAUUGACGUUGCUAAAUUCUGGUCUACAUGCUGCGGUUGGUAAUACCGUUGAAAUUGCUGAUAUUGGCGCUUCGUUUAUCUCUGACCAAUAUGAACAUGGUAGUUCAUGCCCUGACCCACAACAAAUUGUCACACCAACAGCAUCUAAUUGUAUAAAUGACUUGGGAAUUUCAACAUCGGAACCGGAAAUCAGCUGCGAAGAACUGGAGCAAGCAAUUGACAGUGGAAACAUUGAGACAGACUUUUGGGAUCGAACACCAAACAUAGACAUUUAAAAUAGACAAAACAAGAACCAGUAUGUGAGGUUCCUUAUCGUACAAAGUAUUUAUCAUAAAUGUAAAAAUUGGAUAUUUUAUCACACCUCAGAAGCCAUGACUAGUGUUCGGAAUAGAUCGACAAAGUACGAUGCUACUCAAGGAUUGUCGGUGCUUUAUACAAAAUCUGUUUUAAUAAAAUUGUUCUUGAGAUAUUAUUGAAGUCUAUUUCGGUAUAAAAAAAUCUCUAAGAAGCUUUAAUAUUGAAACAAUUCGUGUUUCACUGUCCGACGAUAAUCCAAUCCAAUUAAUAAAUCUUUUCUAAUGCG
Messenger RNA from Mya arenaria, 3340 nucleotides. Its product is annotated as signal transducer and activator of transcription 1-alpha/beta-like. NCBI's taxonomy places the organism in Eukaryota, Metazoa, Mollusca, Bivalvia, Myida, Myidae. Bases 162 to 3032 code for a protein of 956 amino acids. Gene Ontology annotation, molecular function: DNA-binding transcription factor activity, RNA polymerase II-specific; RNA polymerase II cis-regulatory region sequence-specific DNA binding. The transcript is spliced from 22 exons. The record is from RefSeq and is a predicted model, not a curated record. Gene Ontology annotation, biological process: cell surface receptor signaling pathway via JAK-STAT; regulation of cell population proliferation; defense response.